This is a messenger RNA of Aedes albopictus (Asian tiger mosquito), 2971 nucleotides long. Its product is annotated as chondroitin sulfate synthase 2. The transcript is spliced from 2 exons. NCBI's taxonomy places the organism in Eukaryota, Metazoa, Arthropoda, Insecta, Diptera, Culicidae. Gene Ontology annotation, cellular component: Golgi cisterna membrane. The record is from RefSeq and is a predicted model, not a curated record. Gene Ontology annotation, molecular function: glucuronosyl-N-acetylgalactosaminyl-proteoglycan 4-beta-N-acetylgalactosaminyltransferase activity. Bases 287 to 2689 code for a protein of 800 amino acids.
GCGUACGCGAAUGCAAUCCGUCCGUCCGUCUCUGUUUUGAUUGCUCGCCUACGCGGGUGGGAGAAAUUGCAGUUUCAAGUGAAUUUCCUGGAAAUUUCGGUGGAAUUUUCGAACGAUUGUUGAUUUUUGUGUGUUCUGGUAGUGAAAUUUGCGAGGACGUUCCGCGAAACAAGGGUGAAGAAGUGCUGACACGGGUUGUUCGCUGGGAGUGUAUUCGGACCGGAAAUGAGCAUCGCCAAUUAGGUUCAAUCAAGAAAAGUCGAGUCAGCAGCUUAGGCCCAGAAAAAUGUGGAAACUUUGCAACAUCAGUAGGAACCAGUACUUCCUGGUGGGGCUGCUGAUUGGAUUCCUGUACAGUUACUAUAUGCCGCAGGAUCUGACGGAAAUCGUCACCGAAUGUCCGGAGGCGACCGAGAAGGAACAUCUGCUGGGUGAGGAAGCUAAGUAUGGGAGCGAAUUUGAGCCGCAGCUCAAUCUGGAGCAGAAGCCGAUGAUCGCCAAGAAGCAGGUCAAGAACAUCGUUCGGCCGAGAUAUUACUACACCGAGCUGGGGAUUCGGGAGAAGCUGUUCGUCGGAGUGAUGACCACGCAGGAGAACAUCGAUUCACUGGCCACGGCCAUCAAUAAGACAUCAGCUCAUCUGGUCAACAAGAUCAAGUUCUUCAUCAAUGCGGACAACGUCAAGACAAAUUUCAAGUUGAAGAACAUUGUUGGGUUUACGGACACCCGGGAGAACUUGAGGCCGUUCCAUGUGCUGAAGUACAUUGCGGAUAACUAUCUGGAUGAUUACGACUACUUCCUGCUGGUGACGGACACGGGAUAUGUCAACGCAAGCCUUCUCAAGGAACGCCUGUCUCACAUUAGCAUUAGUUUCGACGUCUACAUGGGCACUGCCCACGGGGCAACCCUCCAUGAGGGCGAGGACAAACCCGCCGAUGCUCAGUACUGCGACCUCCAUGCGGGAAUCGUCCUGAGCAGCAGCGUCAUCCGCAAGAUCCGCGCCAAUCUGGACUGGUGCGUCCGAAGUGCUGUUUCCAACCAGCACAAUCUCAACAUUGGCCGGUGUGUGAAAUACUCUAGCAAGAUCGACGGCUGCCAACCGUCUUGGCAGGACAUCAACGUCACCAGCUACAAACUGAACAGCUACAAGAUCUACCGGGACCUGCACCUGAUCAAACACGAAGACGCCUUCAACAGAGCUUCCGUCGUCUACCCGAUCACCACAGCGGACGAUUUCUAUCUGCUGCACGCGUACUUCUCCCGUGUCCACCUGGAACGGAUCAACCACCAAAAGCAACAAAUCCACGAACAGGCCUCCACCAUCUCGAACGGAACGCUCCCCAACGAUAUCCUGGAGGUCCGUUGGCCCUUGGGCGUCCCGAAACCGAAUCCCCCGGAAUCCCGCCACGACAUCGUCCCCUGGACACACCUCAACCUGACCCACUCCUUCAUGUGGAACUCCGAAGUCAACGUACGGCCACUCUCCACCGUGGACGCCGAGGACAUCCGGAACAUCCUGAACAAAACCAUCCUGGAAGCAUUCCGCACCAACCCGGAUCUCGAAUACCGUGCCAUCCAUUCGGCCUACCGCAAGUUCGAUGCCGUCCGGGGGAUGGACUAUCGGAUGCACUUGAACUUCUACGACCGGAAACGGCGCCAACCGGUGCUGAAAUCGUUCGAGGUGGUCAAACCCAUUGGGCUGAUCGAGAUCGUUCCGUCGCCGUACGUCACCGAGAGCACCCGGAUUGCCAUUCUGCUGCCGACGUUCGAACAUCAGGUGCCGGAAGCGUUGCAGUUUGUGCAGAACUACGAACGCGUCUGCAUGGACAACCAGGAUAACACGUUCCUGAUGCUGAUCUUCUACUACCGUGCGGACACGCCCAGCAAGGGCGACGAGGACGUCUUCCUGCCGCUGAAAAACCUAGCCCUGGGUCUCACCGAGAAGCACAAACAGGACGGAUCGCGUGUCGCAUGGGUCUCGAUCCGGUUGCCGCCGGAGCUGAGCGCCCCGUUUAACAUGAACCACCUGUACUCCACCUCACUGUACGGUCCCAAUCAGCUCCUAAGCUUCGUGGCCACCGAUUUGGCCCUGCGCAAGAUCGGCCUGGAUAGCUUGGUCAUGAUCUGCUCCAGCGCGGCCACCUUCCGGUCGGAUUUCCUGAACCGGGUCCGCAUGAACACCAUCGCCGGCUUCCAGGUGUUCAGCCCGAUCGGGUUCACCAUGUAUCCCUGCCGGUGGACCAAGCUGUGCAAGGAGUGCGACGGAUGUGACGUCGGCCAGAGCAGCGGCUACUUCGACCGGGCCAACUACGACGUGGUUUCGUUCUACAGCCGAGACUACGUGGAAUCGAGGAAGUUGCUGGAGCAACAGCUGCCGAUAGUGCGUAGCGAUAGGGAUAUUGUCAAUUUGGUCAACUACACCCAGGAGGAUGGAAUCCAGAACGUGGCCGAGUUGUUCGUGAGGGCCAACACCAAGAUCCACGUGCUGAGGGGAAUUGAGCCCAAUCUGCGGCUGGGACGGGCAAUGGAGAACUUCCUGGCGGCGGACCCCGAGGGAGAACAACUGGCGGCACUGCGGUGCGAGGAAUCGAACGAGGAACGAUGUGUAAGGAUCGCCUCCAAGAAGCAGAUCGGAGAUGUGCUGGUGCAGUACGGGAAUAGCCAGCAGGAGAACGAGGUGAAGAAGUAGCACAACAGGAACUGGUAGCAUUUGUAGUCGAAUAUAAAUCAUUCUAGAACAAAGCAAAAACUCUUGCCAAAUAACUGAAUUGUAUACUAAGCUUUCCCGGUGAAGCAGCAUUUAGAUCGGUAAUUCUCCUCUCUUUUGAGAAGUGCUGCCUUAUUAUAGGUUUCCUAUAUAUAUAGAAGAUAAGCCAAACUCGUGUAUUUACUCGUCUGUGUCAGGAAGAUAUUGUUCGUUUGUAGGGGUUUUAAAAUACCAAUAAAAAGUGCCUUGUUGCCCAGAGCAGAA